ACGACCAUGGAGCAGCAACAAAAAAUUAAGCUUGGCGACUAUAUAGUUAUACAAAGACAGAAGUAUACUAAAUUACAAAAAUUCGGAAAUUUAGAUGCAACUGCGGCACUGGGAAAAGAACAACUGGAACUUAAAGGUUUGUUGGAUCAACCAUAUGGAGCCACAUUUAGAAUGUGCCCUAAAGAAGACUUGGGCAAAAGCCAUCGUGGUCGCCAGCGUCUACACACUUUGGAACUGUGCAAUGAACUUGAAAUGAGAAAUAUUCGUGAAGUAUUGGGGAUAUCACAAAGUGGCGAAGACAAUCGCAACAUUAAGGAUGAUGGAGGAUCGCAAGCUCUGAAAUCAGAGGAUAUAGAACAGUUGCGAGAUGAAUGUAAGGAGAGUACCAAAAUCAUAGAGAAGAUUGUGGAAAAUUCAAAGACUUUUCACUCGAAAACGGAGUAUUCUCAAGAAAAGUAUUUGAAGAAGAAAGAGAAAAAAUAUUUCGAGUUUGUGCAGAUCAGACAGCCCACAAUUCGACUCAUCACGGAAAUCUAUUACAGACAAGAUGCUGAAAAAGUUAUGGGUAUGCGAGUUGAUACAUUAUCACAAAUUAUUUCUUAUUCUGGAGUUUCGGCAUUUGGAAAUUAUUUGAUGUACGAAAGUGGAUCUAAUGGUUUACUACCAGCUGCUUUCCUGAAUUCCAUAGGUGCUAAUACUGAAGCCACAAUGGUACAUAUGCACCCGGGAAAUGUACCUCAAAAACAAGCCGUACUAGCACUCAACUUACCAGACGAACAAACAAAUAGAUGUAUAUCUGUUAAUAUUUACUCUGUCCUGAGAGAAUUCUAUCAAGGAUCAGAAGAGACUACGAAUGAAGCAGAGGUUACAGAACCCAGCUCUAAAAAGCAAAAAUUAAAUGAAAUGGACGAUAAUGGUACUGACGAGACUAGGGAUGAGAAACAAUCCGAAGCAUCAGCUAAACCAACAAUUCAGAAGUGGCAAAUUGAAAAUCGCAAAGCUGUUGAUUUAAUGCGCAACAAAUUUGACUCCCUAGUUAUAGCCUCUAAGGAGCAUCCCGCCAACUUGGUUAAGGAACUAUUACCGUUCGUGAAGCCAUCACGGCCGGUGGUUAUUUUCAGCUUAAGCAAGGAAGUAUUAAUGGAAUUGUAUGUCGAGUUGAAGACUUCUUCGAAGGUAACCAACUUGCAUUUGACUUCUAAUUGGUUACGCAUGUAUCAAAUUCUACCAAAUCGCACACAUCCUGAAGUUAAUAUGAAUGCAAAUAGCGGCUAUUUAUUGACCGGUUAUACGCUUGGCUAAAUGAAUAAAAAA
Molecule: messenger RNA, 1314 nt
Organism: Musca vetustissima
Lineage: Eukaryota; Metazoa; Arthropoda; Insecta; Diptera; Muscidae
Gene: Trmt6
Product: tRNA (adenine(58)-N(1))-methyltransferase non-catalytic subunit TRM6
Exons: 2
Coding region: 7-1302 (431 amino acids)
Biological process (GO): tRNA methylation
Cellular component (GO): tRNA (m1A) methyltransferase complex; nucleus
Source: RefSeq, a predicted model, not a curated record